CAUAAAACUAAUCAAAAUCAUGAUGAUAAUCAAAUAUAAACAGAAUCUAUUUAACCAAUUAAAUGAUUCUCUUUAUAAUGAAUGAAUGAAUGAAUGAAUGUCAUGACAUGACAUCAGAUAGAUAUAUAUAAAUGAUUCGUAGACAUUCUACAAAGAAUUCGUUCAAUCUAACGUAUCGACGAUAUUCAACGAAGACAAAUUCCAUUUAUUGAUCUAUUCGAUAUAAAAAAAAGGAUCUAGAAAAUGUCAUCAGAUCAAUUAAAACAAUCAUUUUUAUCAUUUUGUAAUUUUGUUAAAAAAGGUUCUAUUACAGCAACUGAUAAAACGAUUAAAAAAUUAUGUACAGAUUGUCAAAUUUAUUCAAAAAAUUUAAAUACAAAUCGUAUUGAUAUUGAAUUUCGUGCACAUAUUGGAAGUACUAAAAGAGACGUUGAUUUCCCAGGAUUUGUAAGUUUUCUGGAAGGUCGAUUAGCAAAAGUUUAUGCCGCUGCCAAUGGUAUAGAACAUGAGGAUGCAGUAAUUGAGCUCAAACGUAAAAUAGCUGAAACAUCACCAGCGAUUCAUGGUGGUACUAAAAUUAGCUCUGAUCCAACAACAUCUAGAUUGACAAAUGUAAAAACAUUUACUGGUUCACAUAAAGAACGUUUUGAUAUAGAAACUGGUAAAGGUUUAGGUAAAGCUGGUCGUGUUGAUCCAUCACCAUGUUUUACUACUAGUGGAAUAUCAGAGCCAAGAAAAUAAACUCAAUUGUUUGUUUGUUUUUCCUCUGAAAUAUCUAAUGAUUCUCAAUUGCAUAUGUAUAUAUAUCUAUGAAAAGAGACAAAGUUAAAUUCUAUUAUAUUCACUAUUUACUCGUCUACCUCCCUCCAUUCCUUUCUCUUCCUUCCCUCCUCUCUCUCCCCCUGCUUCCCUCCCUCCCUCCUCUCUCUCUCACAUACACACAUACGCACAUAUAUAUUUACGUGUUCAUUUUGUUUCUAUAUGAGUUUUUAUUUUGUUUUAUAUUCAAUAUUCAUACUUUAUAAAAAUGUAAUUGCAUCAUAUGACUUAUAUAUAAGUGAAAUAACUGUGUAUACAUUAAUAAAAUGAAGAAUUUCUUUCUUUC
Molecule: messenger RNA, 1105 nt
Organism: Schistosoma margrebowiei
Lineage: Eukaryota; Metazoa; Platyhelminthes; Trematoda; Strigeidida; Schistosomatidae
Source: the annotation of a GenBank genome assembly